AUGCUGGAUGAAUCGGGUGUUGCCUCGCUGGCCAGCAUCGUGGGGGACGAGAACGUCCUGGCCGACGCCGACUCUCUCGACCGCUACACUGGCGAUUCCCUUUCGCCCAGCCGUGCCUUCGGUGCUGCUGCAGCUUUUGAGCGACUGGCCGAUGUGGUGGUGCGGCCGGGCUGCACCUCGGAGGUGGCCGAGGUCGUGCGAUGGGCCAACGAACACCAGAUCCCAAUCGUUCCUUACGGCGGCGGAACGGGUGUCAUGGGAGCAGUGGUCCCAGAACGCGGGGGCAUAGUACUGGACGUGAAGAGGAUGAAUCGCGUCCUGGAAAUCGACCCUGAGAGCCUCACAGCCCGGGUGGAUGCGGGGGUCGUGCUGGAGGAACUGGAGACAGUUCUGGCAGAGCACGGCCUGAUGAUUGGCCAUGACCCUUACAGCGUUCCCAUCGCCACCGUUGCGGGCACCAUCUCCACCAAUGGCGUGGGUUACCGGGCCUGCGCCCACGGACCGAUGGGCGACCAACUCGUCGGACUGGAGGCCGUGCUUCCGGACGGCCGAAUCAUCGAGACCCGGGACGUACCCAAGUAUUCCUCAGGGCCCAACCUGAACCAUCUGUUCAUAGGUGCCGAGGGCACCUUCGGCGUCAUAACACGGGCCACCAUCCGCAUCUACCGCGUUCCGGAAUCUGCCCAAUUUGCCAGUGUAGGAUUCGAUACUUUUGACGAGGGGUUCGCUGCCGCGACGGAGAUGUUGGCGCUGGGCAUUCGUCCCUCACUGCUGGACCUGACGGAAGAAGAUGAAGAAGUAACGCUGCACCUGCUGUUCGAGGGAUUCACUGAGGGUGUGGCGCCCAGGCGCAGCGGGCGGCAGCAGUCUGUGACGCAGCGGGUGGCUAUUCCCUUGGAACAGAGCCCACUGAACACUACUGGGCAGUUCGGCGCGACUCAGCGGAAAGCUACAAGUUGA
Molecule: messenger RNA, 960 nt
Organism: Geodia barretti
Lineage: Eukaryota; Metazoa; Porifera; Demospongiae; Tetractinellida; Geodiidae
Source: the annotation of a GenBank genome assembly